Molecule: messenger RNA, 825 nt
Organism: Ylistrum balloti
Lineage: Eukaryota; Metazoa; Mollusca; Bivalvia; Pectinida; Pectinidae
Exons: 6
Coding region: 1-825 (274 amino acids)
Molecular function (GO): peptidyl-prolyl cis-trans isomerase activity
Source: RefSeq, a predicted model, not a curated record
AUGUAUUUGCGCAGAGUGUUAAUAUUAAUGAUGGUGUCCAUUCUAGGACGAUCGGCACACGGACAAUUCCAGAGAAUGUUCCAGGAAUCUACAAUAUUGGAUAAACCGGCAGGCACAGGAAAGAUUCUUAUACAGUCUGAACUGAAAAUUGAAACCAUGCAUAUGCCCGACGUGUGUAAAGUAAAAGCCAAAAAAGGAGAUACAGUCGUGUUCGACUUUGACAUAUGGAUAAAUGACAACGAGACAAAAUUCGAGACAUCACAGGACACGGAAGAGAGGCCUGGUCAGAAAAUGACUUUUGUCGUCGGUAAAAGGAUGGUUCUCCAAGGUAUUGAAGUUGGCAUCACCGACAUUUGUAUUGGAGAAAAGAGAAGACUUAGGAUACCACCUCACUUGGCCUGGGGAGAAAAGGGAAUCCCGGAUGUCAUACCAGAAAAUGCGUACGCGACGUUUGAAAUGGAGCUUCUAGAGAUUGUACCCAAAACAUGGUCACAAUGGUAUAUAGACAUGGUACAGCUAUCAUGUACGAUUGGCUUUGCCGUGGGAACAUUUUACUUACUUUUUCAACAAGUGCGUGCUGGCCGGAAACAGCGCAAAGAUGCUGCGCGGCGGGAACGGAAGAGACAGAAGCUUCGUGCACAAUGUGAAGAAGAUGAAGAAGAACAAGAAGAAUACGAAGACGAAGAUGAAUACGAAAAUGAGGACGAUGAAGAUGCCGAUAUGGAAGGAAAAGAGGACGAAGAAGUUGAAGCUGCUGAUAACGUUGAUACAGAAAAACAGAAUGACGAAUGGUCAAAAUUUCAAAAACAUACAAAAUCAGAGUAG